UGUGUGUGUGUGUGUGUGUGUGUUUUAAAGAUGUAUGUAUUUCAAACAAACAAAACCUAAAAGGCUAAUCUGUCGUCUCUUGGAAUAGAUUAAAGACUUAGCCAAUGCCCAUAGCAUGGAACAGUAGACUCUAAUUCUUGCUACUGAAUGAUGAACAAACAUAGAUGGUUCUUGACUCAUUUUCCUGUAAUCCCUUUCUGAUUUAAAGAAAAAGAGCUGAAAUUAAUUGCUAGAAGUGCAAAAUAAAAUUGGAUUAAAAGUGUAAUUAAAUAAAAACAAAAGCGUAUUUGCACAGCUUGAGUUACACACUAACAUCUUUUUGUUUUAACCUUUUCUUUCAAGAUUAUUUAAAGAUCAUUUAAUGCUUAAUCCUUUUACUUUCACUUUUAAAUGCUUUUCAGUGAAGAUGACAAGUUAAUGUGUAGGGAAGUUAUUGGUCACUGUUGUCUUCCAUUUUGUGCAGUCAGCAAUGCUGGAAUGGGGCUCAUCGGACCAAUUGAAUGUCAGACUAUUGAUGAAAUGAAAACUGUCAUGGAUACCAACUUCUUCGGACUGGUUCGACUCCUAAAGGAGAUUUUGCCUGACAUGAAGAAGAGAAAGAGUGGGCAUAUAGUUAUCAUAAGCAGUGUUAUGGGAAUACAAGGUAUCUUAUUUAAUGAUGUUUAUGCUGCAUCUAAGUUUGCGGUGGAAGGAUUCUGUGAAAGUUUAGCUAUACAAGCACUCAAGUUCAAGCUGCAGUUAAGUCUGAUUGAACCGGGUCCAGUGGUUACAGAAUUUGAAAGAAAAGUGUUUGAAGAUGGAAUGAAAAUGGAUCUUUCAGCUGCAGAUGAGGAAACAGCUGACAUGUUUACUAAUAUUUACCUUAAAAAUUACAAACAAAUUUUUCAGAGCCUUGGACAAAGUGCUGAGGAAGUUGCAGAGCAUACAGUAAAGAUAAUACUUGCGGAAAAUCCACCUUUUCGCCAUCAGACAAACACCUUGUAUACGCCUAUGACAACACUGAAAUAUGCAGAUCCAAAUGGAGAUCUACCAAUUGAUAUAUUCUACAAAAUGGUUUUUCAUCAUGACAAAAUCUUCAGUGCAAGUCUUAACUUCAUCAAAUUGCUGAGGUGGAGAAGCAGAAAAAGCUUUGACCUGGGAAAAUCCUCAUCACAAUAAGCGUGAGAUUUUACAAGCUGGAAUAUUAGUUACAGCUACUGCUAACACCAUGUUGUUGUUUGUUCUGUAACUGUAUAAAGGCAUUCAAGAUCUUUGAGCUUACGUAAGAUAAUCACCUCAGUAUGUUUAUCUUUAGUCUGCAGAACCUUGAAAUUAAAAUCCUCUAUCUACAGGUUUAGUCCAUUUAGCAAUUGCUAUUUAGUUUUCUUUUUGUGGAAAGAUAAACAUUAACUUAAAUUCCUAAGUAUUUACUAUCAAGCUACCUGUUUCCCUUCAAUUAUAACCUAACACACACUGAGAUGUGUACUUUAUCAGAAGGCUUUUAAGAAUGUAUAAAUAAUUAUAUUUUAUAUAUGAAAAAUUUCAUUUAUCUUAAGGUGCAACAGCUAGAGUAUUUAUUAUUUCUAUUGAAGCUAAAGUAUUCUGAACACUUCCUUUAGAUCCUCUUACAAAUGUAUUACAGAAGAGUGUUGUUUUUUUGUUUUGUUCUGUUUUUAACAAAUCACCUCAUUAUUAACACCUUGCUGUCUUCCCAAUGGUUUGGUAGUUGUUUUGUUUUGUUUUGUUUGUUUUUAACACAAGUAACUAUUCUACCGAAAGGAGAUAAGGGCUUUUUAUUGCUGAUAAUUUGCAAUUUUUUUCCAUGUAAAAAUUUCUUAGAAGUCACCUUUAAAAUGAAUAAAAAUGCAAGUCAAUACAGCAGAAGGAGCUGAAGGUGUAGCACAGGCUUUUCUUUGCCCAACUUCCCUACUCUGCAUUUACUCAGCUGCAAUUCUAACAUAAGUCUUCUCUCUUCAUCCGCUAAGGGUCUACGCUUCACCAGGGCUGCUCUCCAUUUUCACAUCAUUCCCUGGCAUCGGCCCUGCCUGGGGCUAUAGAGGUUCAUGCCCUCGGCAGGAGGCACCCAGCACGUUCACACGGUGGCUGUGCUGUGCCUCGGGCGUCGGCUCUCUCCCUCCGUCAGCACUCUCUCACUGUAAUUCUCCUUUCGUGCCCAGACUCGCAGCAGCCCGGCCUCACCUCUCCCCACAGGUGUGGACUGAGCCCAGCGCCAGGCAGUGCCUGUGGUAAUACAGCGUGUUUCACAUCCAGCCGCGGCCUCCCCCAAAGCGCCCGAGCUGCCCCGUGCCGGCUGCGCCUGGUUUGGAGAGCUGCGCUGGGAGCCCCACGGGCAUCCCGCUCACGCCUCAGUCUGCCAUCACGGGCCCCGUCCCUCAGUGCCACAUCUGCGCGUUUCCUGCUGACUG
Meleagris gallopavo (turkey) is the source of this 2405-nucleotide messenger RNA. NCBI's taxonomy places the organism in Eukaryota, Metazoa, Chordata, Aves, Galliformes, Phasianidae. The record is from RefSeq and is a predicted model, not a curated record.